AGUUUUGCUCCACAAAAUAUUGCAGACUAGCUAACACAUACUUGUUAUUUGGUCUGGAAACAAUGGGAUUGGAAAUGCGAGUUUUCCUUGUGCUUGCCAUGGCUAUAUGCCUCCCCUCCGCCGCAUAUGCAGCCGAGGGAACAGCCACUUUUUAUACACCUCCUUAUGUUCCCUCCUCAUGCAACGGAUACCAAAAUGAUGGAGUGAUGAUAGCUGCAGCAAGCGAUGCCAUUUGGGGCAACAGAGCAGCUUGUGGAAGAAGUUACAGAGUGACAUGCAUCGGAGCCACUAACCAAGGUGUCCCGAAACCUUGCAAGGGAACCAGCGUUGUCGUUAAAAUUGUCGACUACUGUCCUCCCGGAUGCAGAGGAACCAUUGAUCUCUCUCAAGAGGCCUUCACCGUCAUUGCUAACCCCGACGCCGGCAAAAUCAAGAUUAGUUAUACUCAGGUUUGAAGCUCUCUAAGAAUAAAGUCACGAGGACUAAGAAGGAAGAGGCCACUUUUACUGGAAUAAUUAAAGCAGCAAACACUGUAUGAAACUGUAAUUAUGUUUCACAUGUGAUGAGCUGAUGUUAUAAAUAUAUGAUUAUAUGAUUAAAUAAAG
Molecule: messenger RNA, 605 nt
Organism: Prunus avium (sweet cherry)
Lineage: Eukaryota; Viridiplantae; Streptophyta; Magnoliopsida; Rosales; Rosaceae
Product: EG45-like domain containing protein
Biological process (GO): systemic acquired resistance
Cellular component (GO): apoplast; cell wall
Source: RefSeq, a predicted model, not a curated record